AUGGAGAUGGCAAGUUCCUUUGGCUCCCAGCUCAUCACUCUCAUCUUUCUCCAGCUCCAGCUGCCUGCUGGCCUGUCAGGUAGGAGCAUGGGGGAUGCCAGCACAUUCCACCCAGUCCCACUGGGAGGCACAGCCAACCUACUCUGUCCUGUCUCUCUCUGGCCUGGGAUGGUGCCAGAGGAGGUGAGGUGGUUGCGGUCCCCACCACCACAGAGCUCUCAGGUUGUUCACGUGUUUCGGGAUGGGAAGGAAUGGGAUGAAGAUCUGAUGCCAGAAUAUAAGGGGAGGACGGCACUGGUGAGAGACACCCAAGAGGGAAGUGUCACUCUGCGCAUCUACAGCGUGAGCCUUGAGGAUCGAGGGGCUUUCCGAUGUCUAGUCCGCAUUGGAAACCAGAGCAGAGAGGACACUGUGACCCUGCAAGUUGCAGCCCCAUCUCCUGGAAGGGUCUCAUCCUUAGAAGUGGUUCUUACUGGGAUCCUUUUUGUCCUGCUUCUUCUCAUCGUGGUAUGCAUUUGGCUUAUCUGGAAGCAAAGAAAAUCAAAAGAGAAGCUUCUCUAUGAACAGGUGAUGGAGGUAGAAAAUCUUCUCUCAGAACAUGCAAAAGAAAAAGGAAGACUCCAUAAAGCCUUCAAGAAACUCCGAAGUGAACUAAAGUUGAAAAGAGCUGCAGCAAACUCAGGCUGGAGAAGAGCACGGCUGCAUUUUGUGGUUGUAACCCUGGACCCAGACUCAGCACAUCCCAAGCUCAUCCUGUCUAAGGACCGAAAGUGUGUGAGGCUUGGAGACAGAAGGCAGCCUGUGCUCGACAACCCCCAGAGAUUUGAUUUUGUGGUCAGUGUCCUGGGCUCCGAGUACUUCACAGCUGGCUGUCACUACUGGGAGGUGUGUGUGGGAGGCAAGACCAAAUGGAUCCUCGGUGUGUGCAGUGAGUCUGUGAGCAGAAAGGGGAAGGUCACUGCCUCCCCUGCCAAUGGACACUGGCUUGUACGACAGAGUGGUGAGAACAAGUAUGAAGCUCUCACAUCCCCGCAGAUCUCCUUUCGUCUUAAAGAGACUCCUCAGUGUGUCGGGGUUUUCCUGGACUAUGAAGCAGGGGUCAUCUCUUUCUAUAACGUGACUGACAAAUCCCACAUCUUUACUUUCACUGAUAGUUUCUUGGGCCCCCUUCGCCCUUUCUUUGAGCCUUGUCUUCAUGAUGGAGGGAAAAACACAGCACCUUUAGUCAUUUGUUCAGAACUACAGCAAUCUAAGGAAUUAGUUGCCCCCAAGCCAGAAGAAAAAUUCAGCCCCAAUGGAGAUGUGUGCCUGAAGGCGAACUCUUCCUUACUACCUACUCCGGCCCCAGUUGGGGAUAUGCUCUUGCCCUUUCCCUCUGAUCUUGGCCCUGCCCUUCAGGGGCUUAAAGCUCCUUCUUUUUAG
Molecule: messenger RNA, 1422 nt
Organism: Otolemur garnettii (small-eared galago)
Lineage: Eukaryota; Metazoa; Chordata; Mammalia; Primates; Galagidae
Gene: ERMAP
Product: erythroblast membrane associated protein (Scianna blood group)
Exons: 10
Coding region: 1-1422 (473 amino acids)
Molecular function (GO): protein binding
Source: RefSeq, a predicted model, not a curated record